Molecule: messenger RNA, 841 nt
Organism: Drosophila eugracilis
Lineage: Eukaryota; Metazoa; Arthropoda; Insecta; Diptera; Drosophilidae
Exons: 2
Coding region: 2-841 (279 amino acids)
Source: RefSeq, a predicted model, not a curated record
CAUGAAGAUACUUUAUUGUGUUGCCUUCCUAGCCUCAUGCCUAACGAGGCAAACUUUUGGCCAAUUGCAAAGCGAGCAGCCGUUAGCUCUGCUGAAAGCAAGCGGAGAUGAUUCGAAAACUCCACUUAUUAUGCUCUCAAAUCCCUUUGCAAAGCCAACGUUUGGGACGUCGAUAAAAUCAGAACAGGAACCUGAGACCACUCUAAUGCCAGAAGCUGCAAACACUCUUUCACCAGUAAUAGAGGCAGUGGAUGCUUCCACAGAAAAGCCACCUAAAAAAACCCGACCUCCCCAGAAGCAAAAACCAGGUUUUAAUCAUGGCCAGAAACAGAAAUACCCAGUGCAGGACUUAUUGCUAAUGCCAGGAAUGUGGGAGACUUCCCCAAUCAUUGGCCAUGGAAAAUUGGAUACACUGGUUGCUCAACCUGUUUUCUAUCCCAUUCCAGUCUAUAUCCCGUACCCUAUUCCUUUUAUGCUGAACCAGCAGAUGCAUCUGAUGAGCACGGCAUCCAAGGAACAAGUUGAGGACCAAAUUUCUAUGGGGUUCAACAAUAUGCUGACUGAAAAUCUACUUGAAAGCUCUUUCCAAGACGCCGGAUCUGAAUGGCAGAAGAUAAUCAAGAAUCGGUUAAGGCCGGCCAACCUAGAUGGCCAAAAAAAGUGGAGGGGCAAAUUACGUAAGACAGCGACAACUACUACAACUACAACAACAACUAAAGCUCCAGUUUCAAACCCAACUCAGCCCACAAGAUUACAACUGAGCAGCAGUAACCAGAGCGACAGUGAAGUAACACCCAUGGAAACCAUUGACAGCAAUGAGCCAACUGAAGUUUCAGGCUAA